UAAACUCACAAAAAAACUUCAUAUUUACUCUUCCAACUUAUAUCUCAUUCAUACACCUAAAUAUUAUUUCGGGUUUAUCAUUCAUACACCAAACAUGAGUUCCAACUUGUUUAAUGUUGUGUAUGCUGAUACAUCAUCAGAGCCAUCCCACGUUCAGACUUUUCAUUCAACUGCUAAAUGGAAUGAUCAUUUUGAUGCUAUUAAACAAACUGAUAAACUGAUGGUUAUUGAUUUCACAGCUAAAUGGUGUGGACCUUGCAAACUUAUGGAUCCAACUAUGCAAGAUUUUGCUGCAAAAUACACUGAUGUUGAGUUUAUUAAGCUUGACGUGGAUGAGUUAAUGGGGGUGUCUCAAACAUAUCAGGUGUAUUCAUUGCCAACUUUCUUACUUGUAAAGAAAGGAAAAGUUAUUGAUAAAGUGGUAGGAGUGAGAAAGGAGGAGCUACAGAGGAUUAUUGAAAAUCAUAUAAACUAAUUGAGUGUCAUCAUUUUCCUUGGAUUACAAGGGAAUGACCUACAAACUCAGAUUGCAAUAAGUUGGUGUCAUCAUUUCACCCAAAGAAUUGAAAUAUAGAUUUCAUUCUUUUAUCAUUUAUAGAUUAUUCAAUGUAAUAUAUCAUUUAUGUUACGUUUGCGUUACACAGAAGAGUAUUCAUAAGCUACUA
Molecule: messenger RNA, 665 nt
Organism: Vicia villosa (hairy vetch)
Lineage: Eukaryota; Viridiplantae; Streptophyta; Magnoliopsida; Fabales; Fabaceae
Product: thioredoxin H2-like
Exons: 3
Coding region: 95-475 (126 amino acids)
Source: RefSeq, a predicted model, not a curated record